This is a messenger RNA of Daphnia carinata, 1689 nucleotides long. RefSeq lists its product as uncharacterized. The transcript is spliced from 2 exons. Lineage: Eukaryota; Metazoa; Arthropoda; Branchiopoda; Diplostraca; Daphniidae. The record is from RefSeq and is a predicted model, not a curated record. Bases 76 to 1506 code for a protein of 476 amino acids.
UACUUGGACACAGCAGCAGCAGUAUUAGAAUUUCGAUCGUGUUUACUUCUCAUCGUGUUAUUCAGAUUUGUAAUUAUGGCUAACUACGGCGCGAUGCUGCUGUUGGCCGUUGUCUGUCUGAUGGUUGGGCAGGCCAAGGGUGGACAAAUGGGCUCGCCUUCUUCUGCAUACUACACCACUCCGGCGUCUUACUACACCACGACGUAUGCAGCCCCCUCUUACUACACCACUAAGGCUCCCGAAUACUAUACCACGGCGUAUGCAGCGCCCACUUAUUACACUACAAAGGCGCCCGAGUACUACACCACCACGUACGCAGCUCCGAGUUACCCUACGGAGGCCCCAAGAUACUACUCUGCACCGAGCUAUUACACAGAGGCGCCAGUGUAUUACACAACAACGUACGCCACUCCAAGCUACUACACCGAAGCUCCCGCCUACUAUACCACAAAGGCCCCUGAGUAUUACACCACAACGUACGGUUCUCCGUCUUAUUACACUGAGGCCACGAAAUAUUACUCUGCGCCGAGCUACACAACAACUGUUUCGUACUACACCACGACCGAGGAACCCAAGUACUACGUCGCUCCGACAUACUACACCACGGCUGCCCCGACUUAUUAUGCUGAGCCGACGUACUACACUGCCCCAAGUUAUUACACAACGGCUGCUCCUUCGUACUACGUGGAACCUACUUACUACGCCUCAACUUAUGCAGCCCCGUCUUACUACACUGAGGCUCCUCAGUACUACACUACGAAGGCUGCUGAAUACUACACCACAACUUACGCCGUUCCAGCCUAUUACACUGAGACUCCGCAGUACUAUACUACAAAGGCUCCAGAGUACACAACAUAUGCUGCGCCAAGCUAUUAUACCGAGCCGCCCAUGUACUACACCACAACAUACGCCGCCCCAGUUUACUACACCGAAGCUUCCAAGUAUUACUCAGCCCCAAGCUACUACCAGACUGAGGCUCCACAAUACACAACAACGUAUGCUGCUCCGGUUUACUACACUGAAGCUCCUCAAUACUACACCACAAAAGCUGCUGAAUACUACACGACUAAAGCCCCGGAGUAUUACACACAGAAGGCUGAAUACUACACCACAACGUACACUGCCCCGGCUUACUACACUGCAGCUCCCAAGUACUACCAGGCUGAAGCUCCGCAAUACUACACUACAAAGGCUCCUGAAUACUACACCACAACGUAUGCUGCUCGGAGCUACUAUUCCGAGACCCCCAAGUACUACACCACUACCUACGCUGCCCCGGCUUAUUACACCGAGGCUCCGCAAUACUACACCACCAAGGCUGAUGAAUACUACACGACGAAAGCCCCGGAGUACUACACCAAGAAAACAGAAUACUACACCACAACUUACGCAGCUCCAUCUUACUACACUGAGGCUCCCCAAUACUAUACCACAAAGGCCCCCGAGUACUACACCACACCGUAUGCUGCACCAAGCUAUUACACUGAGCAUCCAAAGUAUUAUUAAUCGUAAAAAAUACGUUGUCCGUCAAGCUCAAUAGUAAAAAAUAAUUAGAUCUUAUUUUAUUAUUUGCUGUCCUCGUUCCAAAAUGAGUAUUUCCCUUCAUUGUAUUUAUGCAAUAACUAGUCGCCCCAUACACAUGUGGUUUAUAACUGAAAUAUUGAAUACAGCUAUUAUGUCGUUGCUCAA